Pestalotiopsis fici W106-1 is the source of this 3501-nucleotide messenger RNA. RefSeq lists its product as uncharacterized. Bases 1 to 3501 code for a protein of 1166 amino acids. NCBI's taxonomy places the organism in Eukaryota, Fungi, Ascomycota, Sordariomycetes, Amphisphaeriales, Sporocadaceae. The transcript has a single exon. Gene Ontology annotation, molecular function: phosphopantetheine binding; medium-chain fatty acid-CoA ligase activity. Gene Ontology annotation, biological process: fatty acid metabolic process. The record is from RefSeq and is a predicted model, not a curated record.
AUGGCGGCCGAAAAAGUCCUUAGUGAGAUCACGACCCCGGGGCCAGCGCCAAGCCCCGGCCCGCCAAUAUGGCACAAGUUUCUGGCGUCUGCCGAAACCGAACCCGAAAGCCUUGCUCUCGUGGCGAUGCAUCAGCGUGCCGACCUCUAUGGGUUUCCAAGUCUGCCCGACGAGGAGGAAGUGGUAUUGGGCCAGAGGUCUCCACCCUACCUCCGCUGGUCGUAUGCAACCCUCAAAGAUGCCAUUGUACGCCUUGUAACAGGCUUGCAAAGCAUCGGCCUAGAUAGCGGCACGCCUAUCGUCAGCUUCCUACCGCUGGGUGCCGAGGGUGCGCUGGCCCUGUGGGCUGCGGAGGCACUGGACUGCAUUUGGAUCCCGCUGAAUACCCGAAGUCUUGCCAACUCGGCUGAAGUUACGCAUAUGGUCCGUACGGGCCUGAGCGUAGCUGGACCGGCCAAGAGGCCCGUCGUUCUAGUCGAAGAUGACCACGCGGCCAGAAAGGUCGAUGAUCUGGGCCUGGACGAGCUCGCGGGGGCAUACAAAUUUAUUGUCAACGAGCAGGGCGCAAGCCCAGGAUGGGCCGCGUUUGCGGAGCUGAUGGCAGAGAGGCAGCAUGAGCUCAACGAAGAAGUGUUGCAGCGCGGCGGACAUGAUUCGAGCUUUGUAGUCUUCACCUCCGGUACCACCAGCUUGCCCAAGGGCGUCCAUGCGACGCCGUUGACCCAUUUUGAGCGGUACCUUGAGGCCAUGUGGCUGUCGCCGCAGUUUGCCGGUCUGCCUCCACCCCGUGCUCUGUGUGCUGGCCCCACGAACCACGUACCGGGACGUUACCAACAGGUGUGGCCGUUGUGCAUGCGUGGCACCGCCGUGUAUGCAUCCCCUGUUUUUGACCUCGAGCGCACAGCCGAAGCACUGGUCAGGGAGAAGAUCACACAUGUGGCCCUCGUUCCGACCAUGGUCAUAGCGCUUGCCAACACGCUGACGCAACCAUUGAAAUACCUCCGAGAGGUUCGUGUGGGUAGCGCUGGAGUCCUGCCCGAGGUUGCGCGCAUGUGCAUUGACAAGUUGGGAGCUGAUCGGGUGCAAGUUGGUUACGGCAUGACCGAGGGGCUGUAUAUCUUCUCGGGCCUCCGACAUCUCGAAGAUCUUAUUGACGACGAAGACAUCGCAGUGGGGUGGCCUCAGCCGGAGGCCACGGUCAAGAUCUGCGAUCCCGAGACAGGCGAGACGGUGCCGCGCGGAGUGUCCGGGGUGGUCCACUACGCCGGUCCAACAGUGGCGCGCGAGUAUAUCGGCGGAAACCUGGCAGAUGUGUGUUAUCAGGACGCUGACGGGCGGCACUGGCUCAAUACCGGGGACGUCGGCAGGAUCGAUGCUCAUGACCGGCUCUUCCUCACGGGCCGACAUAAGGACAUGAUUAUCAGGGGAGGGGAAAACAUCUCCCCGGCUGCCAUAGAGGCCGCACUGAACACGGAUCCUGCUAUUGCGGCCUUGAGGCCUCAGGUGGUAGGCGCACUUGACGAUAUUGCUGGGCAAGUUCCCGUUGUCAUCAUCCUUGGGCCUGUUGACGGGAAAGUCAAAAAGGGGAUCCUGGAGCUUGUGCUGGCAAGGAUGGGCCCGUCCUAUCUUCCGGACGACGUUGUAUCCGUAGAAGAUCUAGGUCUCCGCGAAUACCCUCUCACUACGUCUGGCAAGAUUCAAAGGAAAGAGUUGGAGGCCCUGGUCCGUAAGCGGCGCCAGACUGUUGCCCUGGACAGCCAAACUCACGAUGUUGCCACCCUCGUCCGGCAGGUGUGGGCGAAAUCAAUUGGCCUGGACGCGUCCGAGCUGGAUGAAGAGGCGCCGAUCGCCAGUUUUGGCGACAGCAUUACACUCAUGCGUGUCCGAGCUGAGAUCAGGCGCGCGACAGGCACAGCUCCUUCGAUGGUUGAUAUUCUGAGCGCUGAGAGCAUCGCUGCAUUGGUCAAGCUCGUAGAGGCGCAGAAGCCUGUGGCAGGUGAUGUCGACACGACAUCCAAGCGCAAAGGGCCGCCCCAACCAGAGGACAUGGUUCACCUUUCGUUGGAUUCAGAUGGGAGCGAGCUCGAGCGCACCAAGGCUGUCGUUUCAGCGACUGUUGAAAAGCAUGGGUUCAGCUGGGACGACGUUGAGGAUGUUACUCCGGCCUACGACUUCUCCAGCAUACAGCGACGCGAAGAAGGAUACGAGACAUGGAAGUUCAUGUAUGGGUAUCUGAUCAAAGGUACGGACAAGGCGACAUUGCGUCGAGCCCUCGAGUCCACGUUGUCCCAUCACAGGAUCCUUGCAUCAUUUCUCGUUGAUGACGCCACACUGCUAGGUGGUAAAGACGUCUUGCACGUCAUCAUGCGCCAGUCACAGAGGUAUUUGGACCUGAUCAUCCAGGACUACGGCGAGAUCGCGACAGCGGACACGUUCCACACGCUGCUCUUGCAGACCCAGUGCGCCUCAUCCAACGGCCCCAUGGCGCAGUUUCGUUUGUAUACCAUCGCCUCCACUGGCGAAACGGCAUUGCUUGCCGCGAUCAAUCAUACCAUCAUGGACGGCUUCUCGGUGGACCUCUUCUUGGAAGACCUGGAUCAGGCUCUCAGCAACCCUCGGGCCCGUCCUCGCCGCGUGGACUACAAGGCCUGGGCCGACAACCACUACUCCUUGCGAAAUUCUCUCCCCGCGCAGACUUCAGUGGCGUUCCACGCCGCCCGUCUCGUGGAUGUCGCGGACCACCACGCCGCAGCCCUCUAUCCCCCCAUCUCAAGGGCCCGUGCCCGAGAGACGCGUGCCCGCGAUCGCGCUCACAAACCCUUACAGGCCAACUACCACACCGAGUGGAUCCCGCUCGGUCCGUUCGAGGUCAUCCGCCAGCGCCAUGGAAUACAGCCCUCGGUUGUGGUCAAGGCCGCCAUGGCGCUGUUCAACGCGCGCAAGACGGGUCAUACGCACGCGCUCUUCUCGUCCCUCGAGUCGAACCGCAGCCGCUUCUCCUCGUUUCUGCCCACCGGCGUGGCCGUCGCGCAGGAGGGGGCCGACGUGGCCGGCCCGACCUAUGUGCCUGUCAUUGACCUCGUGUCCGUCCCGCGUGACGAACCUGUAUCGUCCUUUGUGCGCCGACUGGCUGACGACGGCGUCCUCCUCACGAGACACGCAGCUGCGCCGUGGUAUGCACUCAGGGACGCCAUCGCACCCGAGGCUGGACCUCUGAUACCCGAAAUCGUUGCCGCGCAGGUCUUCAAUUGGCUGGGGCCCAUCGGAGGAGGCGGGGCUUUCGAGAAGAUAGAGCUGGUCGACGCCAUGGUCAGGCCCAAGAUUGGAGUACGCGUCAUGGCGGGGGAGAAUAGAGAGAGGGGGGAGAUAUUCUUAUGGGUGGAUGGGGACGGGUUCGGAACACUGAGCGAGUUCAAGUCCAUCACUGAAGCGGCCGCCCAGAUCGUGAGGUGGUUAGUCGACGAGGGCAACUGGGAAAAGCAAGUCGGUGACAUCAUUUGA